AUGGACCCGGAUUUCGUCGUUUAUGAUACUACAGAAGUUGCUAUUAGCCGUAACCCUCAAGGUAGAAAAGUCAUUGAAUGCUUAAAUGAUGGGUCGAAAUUUAUUUUGGAAAAAACAAUAGGGAGAGGCUGCUUUUCCAAGGUGAAACAAUCUUAUAUAGUCUAUUGGCUAUUUUAUUAAAAUUUUAGCAAAAUAGCCAGCUUUGAUAUAUACGCUCAAUUUUCUAUAAAAAUACUAAUAAAAUAUAAAAUAAGCUAUAGAAUUUUUCGAGAUGAAAAUGGAAAUGAAGAACAAGCAAUUUACGCUAUCAAAAAAAUGCACAAGCCGACACUGAAAAAACAAAGAUGCGUGCUCUACGACUCCACAAAUACCAUGAAAAUGGCUAAUAACUGAGAAAAAGUAAAAACAGAAAUAAGCAUUUGAAGAACCCUUUGCCAUCCUAAUAUAAUCCGCCUUUACGAAGUAAUUGAUGAUAGAAACCACGAUUACGUAUACCUAGUGAUUGAAUACGCAGAUUGCGGACAAAUAAUGAAGUGAAAAUCUGAUGAACAAAGAUAUGAGCUCAACAAUGAUGUCGUGGGCUGGCUAAGAGAAAAGUACCCAGAAGUCUAUGAAAAAUUUGAUGAAAGAGAAGCUACUGCAAAAAUAAUUUUCAGCCAGGUCGCUCAAGGGGUUGAAUAUUUGCAAAAUCCAACUAGAAAUGUUAUUCACAAAGAUUUAAAACCUGAUAAUAUCUUAUUUUGUAGUAUGGACUGCAAUGCAAAGCUAACUGAUUUUACGAUUUCACAGAAGCUAGAAACUCCUGAGACACUUUGUUAUAACCCGCCAGGGACGACACCUUUUCAGGCGCCUGAAAGCAUGUUUUCAGGGAAUGGAUUUUCAGGCCAAAAAUCUGAUGUUUGGGCUAUGGGAAUUUGUAUGUAUGCUAUGAUGUCUGGAGGUUUUUUACCUUUUUGGUCUAACGAAAGCGAAAUCCAGACUCAGCUCUCUAUUCAAAACCAAGAGCUUACUCUUCAUGAAUCUUUUUCUGAUGAUUUCAAAGAUCUACUUUUGAAAAUUUUGACAAAAAACCCAGAUGAAAGAAUUUCAAUACAAGAAAUACUGACUCAUAGGUGGCUAAAUAUCAAAAAUUAA
Messenger RNA from Blepharisma stoltei, 1134 nucleotides. NCBI's taxonomy places the organism in Eukaryota, Ciliophora, Heterotrichea, Heterotrichida, Blepharismidae. The record is from the annotation of a GenBank genome assembly.